Kwoniella shivajii is the source of this 1140-nucleotide messenger RNA. RefSeq lists its product as uncharacterized. The record is from RefSeq and is a predicted model, not a curated record. Gene Ontology annotation, cellular component: mitochondrial inner membrane. Lineage: Eukaryota; Fungi; Basidiomycota; Tremellomycetes; Tremellales; Cryptococcaceae. The transcript is spliced from 7 exons. Gene Ontology annotation, biological process: mitochondrial coenzyme A transmembrane transport. Gene Ontology annotation, molecular function: coenzyme A transmembrane transporter activity. The coding region runs from base 1 to 1140 and encodes 379 amino acids.
AUGAUUCCUAUACCGUCAAUGUACGCGGGACCAUCAAAUGGAAGUGCAUCAAAUAUACCUUCGAUAAAAGGUAAAGAGCGAGCCUCCUCUUCUUCAUUUGAAGUCGUGGCCAACUCCACUCUCGAAGAAUCAGGAUGGCCACCUGCAAGAGAGAGUGAAAGAUGGACAAGCUCAGAGUUUUGGAAAAGAAGUAGAGCACGUGCAAAAUCAGAUAGGACGUCUUGGGAUUAUGUUUUGACCAGUGGUGUAGCUGGUGGUAUAGCUGGAUGUGUUGCGAAAACGGCAAUAGCUCCUCUAGAUAGGGUGAAGAUAUUGUUUCAAACGAGUAAUGCAGAUUUCCGUAAAUAUGCAGGUACUCCUCUUGGAUUGGUACAUGCUACUGGGGUUAUCUACAAGACAUCGGGUAUACGAGGUUUAUUUCAAGGACAUUCAGCUACCCUAUUCCGAAUCUUCCCUUAUGCUGGAAUCAAGUAUAUGCUAUAUGACUGGAUGGAGCGGGUAUUGAUACCGACUCCAGAUUAUAGAACACCUCAGAGAUUCUUUGUUGCGGGUGCUGUAUCUGGUGUGACAUCAGUUCUAUUCACCUAUCCCCUUGAACUCAUUCGAGUGCGAUUAGCAUUUCAGACCAAGGCAUCAGAGCGGACUUCAAUACUACAAGCUGUCAAGUCGAUAUAUCACGAAUCUGACGUUGUACAUACACGCAAGCAGAACAUUUCACCAUUUGUCAGAUCGCUUCCUUUAUAUCCGUUUUACAGAGGUUUUUCAAUAACCAUAAUAGGAAUGAUUCCUUAUGCCGGAGUAUCAUUCUUGACGUAUGGAACAUUGAAGAAACACGCAUCGGAUUAUGUACCUUAUUUCAAAGAUAGACCAACAGCAAGAGAUUUAUCUUGUGGUGCAAUAGCAGGAGCAGUCAGUCAAACUGCAAGUUAUCCGUUUGAAGUGAUAAGAAGAAGAAUGCAAGUCGGAGGUGCAUUAGGUGGAGGUGGUAUAAAUUCCAAAGAAGCAAUUCAGAGUAUUUACUCUGCAAAAGGUUGGAGAGGUUUCUUCGUUGGAUUGAGUAUUGGUUAUGUCAAAGUGAUACCUAUGACCAGUAUAUCUUUCGCAACCUGGCAGAUGUUGAAACGACACUGGGAAUUAUAG